AGGAGGACGAUUUUGGAGAAUGGCACCAGAUUAUAGCAAGUAAAAAUAAGAGACGACUUCGCCUUCCUUCUUGGAAUGCAAAGCUAAASCAUCUUUUGAUCAGCAUCAUAAAUUAUGGCUGUUUGCUCUCAAAGUCCUUUGGAGCUCCUCCAAGGCGUUUUUUGCCCUACUAUCGCAGUGACUUGUAGCGAAGAUGCUGAACAAGUUUGUAUGAAAAACAAGUUGUCUUUUGUGGAGAUGACACGACCAUUUUGUCAGCUUACUACUGAAGCACAUGUGAGAGACCCAUCUGGUGCUGUACACACUGUUAAAAACUGGAAACUCCGUCUUCUUGAGGUAUCUGCACCACACCCACCACAUCAUGUCAUCAAUAAGCUCCUUCAUGAAGUUGUAGCAAGAACUCAACCAGUAAACACAGAACCCAGCAGUUACCAUCCAGAAAACCAAGCGAAAGCAUCCACUCCAUGGUUUGAAGCCUACAGGGAUUGCUUCUUUCAGUUGCUCAAGCCAUCGGAUCAUGAAUUCAUCAGGCAUUUUUUGGCUUGUGUUUUUGUUGUAUCAUCUCAUCAUGGUGAUCCAAUGAAUGCAUUUGCAACAAUGACAUCACAACAUCUUGACCAGCAACAAACAUCCCCUAAUAGUCAACUCAAGUGGUUUAGUACUGGUAUAUUUAGAUACUAYGUUCUUCUACAUGAUGUCUGUGAUGGUGUUGAGUCCAAAUUAGCUAUAUUUUUUUUCAACAGGCAGCACAUGUUUGCUGUGAGAGCAACUCUGCUUAGUACUGAGGUCCUCAAAGCUAAGAACAUUACUGUAGAUGCUGCUAUGCAGUUCAUGAGAAUGACAGGCGAGGAAUCUGAUCUGCUUUGUGCUUUGCUGUUGGAGCAAUCUGCACAUUGUUUCCUUCAUUCUAAUCCCAUUAUGGUYAGAAAAUAUGCCUUUAACAUGAUACUAGCAGGCCAUAGAUUCAGCAAAGCUGCACAGAGAAAGCAUGCUUUGAGAUGCUAUCAACAAGCUCUUCAUGUUUACCAAGGCAAAUCAUGGCAUCUUGCUGARGAUCAUAUUAACUUCACACUGGGACGUCAGUCAUUCAACCUCAGACAGUUGGACGAUGCAUUAAAAUCUUUCAGACAGUUACUGGUGUAUGAAAGUCAGCAGCCUCCUCAACAACAAGCAGCCUAUCUUAGAGAAUUUUUAUUUGUAUUUAAGCAAUUGUUAGAAAACAAAGAUAAAAACAAGACAAAAGAAAAAAGUCUACCAUACCUACCCCUACCUGUAGUAGAUUCAAAUGCUACUCGAACUAUACUCUCAUACAGAAAGGACCUUAUAUCAACACCAAACACUGAAGCAACUACUCCUAACUCUCUUAACCAAGAUCCUUUUGGCUUAUUUGGCGAGARUGAAGGCAAGUCGUCUGCACAAUCCUCACAGGUUACAGCAAUAGGACUGGCAUCAUUUGAUCACAAAUAUGACAUUAACUUAGCACAACAAUGGAGAGAUUUGGAGGAAGAAAUGUAUGAAUGUGUAAAUAUAACRCCAGUCCCACCAUUCUUUAGAACUCAUGUACAAUGUUUAAGUUCUUAUACAAAGAAUAACUUGAAGCCUUACUGUGUAAUAAAUGAAACUGUAGCUGUGGAAGUCAUUUUUUAUAAUCCUUUACAAAUCCCACUAAAUUUGACUGAUCUGAUGUUGACCUGGAAAUUCACUUCAGAAGAUCAACAAUCAACAAUUAUUAAUGAGUUUGAAGCCCAUGAUGAUGUGGUUAAGACGGAGGUCAUCAGUACGUUUGAGGUUAAAGGUGGUACAAAGGAAGCUGCACGUCUCACCUUGACACCCUGUUGUAUUGGUGAACUUCACAUCAAAGGGAUCAAGUACAGYCUUAGUAGUAUUGCUAUUGGAGGUCCUGUGGAAGAUGUUCUCGACUCAAAGGAAGCCCAUCCUACUGUAUCUGCCGUCAGUAUGUUGGGAAAACUGGAUCUUGAUAUCUUAGGACCACGUUUAAACCACACAAAAGCUGAGAAAACAAGUGUCACACAUGGUCAGGACCAUCGUUUGAACUUACUUGUAGCACCACCCAUGCCAUUACUAGAGGUACAUUUAUUGUUACCUAUCAAACUAAACUUACUUGUAGCACCACCCAUGCCAUUACUAGAGGUACAUUUAUUGUUACCUAUCAAACUAAACUUACUUGUAGCACCACCCAUGCCAUUACUAGAGGUACAUUUAUUGUUACCUAUCAAACUAAACUUACUUGUAGCACCACCCAUGCCAUUACUAGAGGUACAUUUAUUGUUACCUAUCAAACUAAACUUACUUGUAGCACCACCCAUGCCAUUACUAGAGGUACAUUUAUUGUUACCUAUCAAACUAAACUUACUUGUAGCACCACCCAUGCCAUUACUAGAGGUACAUUUAUUGUUACCUAUCAAACUAAACUUACUUGUAGCACCACCCAUGCCAUUACUAGAGGUACAUUUAUUGUUACCUAUCAAACUAAACUUACUUGUAGCACCACCCAUGCCAUUACUAGAGGUACAUUUAUUGUUACCUAUCAAACUAAACUUACUUGUAGCACCACCCAUGCCAUUACUAGAGGUACAUUUAUUGUUACCUAUCAAACUAAACUUACUUGUAGCACCACCCAUGCCAUUACUAGAGGUACAUUUAUUGUUACCUAUCAAACUAAACUUACUUGUAGCACCACCCAUGCCAUUACUAGAGGUACAUUUAUUGUUACCUAUCAAACUAAACUUACUUGUAGCACCACCCAUGCCAUUACUAGAGGUACAUUUAUUGUUACCUAUCAAACUAAACUUACUUGUAGCACCACCCAUGCCAUUACUAGAGGUACAUUUAUUGUUACCUAUCAAACUAAACUUACUUGUAGCACCACCCAUGCCAUUACUAGAGGUACAUUUAUUGUUACCUAUCAAACUAAACUUACUUGUAGCACCACCCAUGCCAUUACUAGAGGUACAUUUAUUGUUACCUAUCAAACUAAACUUACUUGUAGCACCACCCAUGCCAUUACUAGAGGUACAUUUAUUGUUACCUAUCAAACUAAACUUACUUGUAGCACCACCCAUGCCAUUACUAGAGGUACAUUUAUUGUUACCUAUCAAACUAAACUUACUUGUAGCACCACCCAUGCCAUUACUAGAGGUACAUUUAUUGUUACCUAUCAAACUAAACUUACUUGUAGCACCACCCAUGCCAUUACUAGAGGUACAUUUAUUGUUACCUAUCAAACUAAACUUACUUGUAGCACCACCCAUGCCAUUACUAGAGGUACAUUUAUUGUUACCUAUCAAACUAAACUUACUUGUAGCACCACCCAUGCCAUUACUAGAGUGUGUUAUGUUAUGGUUUGUGUUUCAGGGCGAGGAAGCAAGUAAACUUGGUGAGUUAUGUGUAGUACAGGUGACAUGUGCCAGUAGAAGAUGGCAGCUUCAUCCUCUUAGUCAUCAUAAAAAAGAUGGUCUUGUAUGUGUGAGACCAGGAGAAACUGUCAUGACGCAAUUUAAAGCUACUAAAUACCGAGACAAACCUACAGAUUCGCUGGGAUUUAGUCAUGUUGCUUUCACAGAUGAUGUGGYUGAUUGUUCCGUCAGCCCUGCUGUAGAUUUCUACUUUCGUUCACAUACAUGGAAGGAAUUACUGACUAGUGAUGAUUCUAUGCUUGAUGUUGGUCUUAUCGUCUUUUGGAAGACAUCAUUUAUAGAUGAACAUUUUACCAAGAAAACAGUCAUGGGUCAAAGCCAUGCGUCAGUACGUAUACUGGCUGAGUCUGUCUCAGCUGUUCUGCCUCAGACUGUUGAGCUACCUCUACAGACCAGCAACCCUGCAAGCAUAGACAGUAGAGAAUUACUCUUACAGUAUUCGUUGAAGCAUUCAUCGUCAAUACGAAACGAUUUCGCUAAAAGCAGACUUGUAAGCAUCCCCAUCGAGCUAUUGGUGUACAACUGUUGCAGUCAAGAUGUUCAUGUAUUUGUUGAAAGAGCCUCGAGUGAACCAACAGGUCUCGACAUCUCCCAAGUAACGACGACACUUGAAGCUGAUGAUUCUGAAUACCGACAGUUUACAUGUUCGUUCGUUUUGGUCGGACAGACGUCAAGAAGACUUUGGAUUAAACCUAAUACUACGUUAUCAAUCGAGCUUAAAGCACUGAUAUCUCUACCUGGUGUUUAUAACCUUAACCAAUUAUCAGUAUACGCUGCACUUAAUGACUCAAUCAAACAAGACUUUGAUAUCAAUACAAUGACACUUCAGAAGCCUUCUCCUCCGAGUUUUAUUGAAGUAGAAGACGCUAGUCAUACAUACAGAACUUCUACCGAUGAACCUAAUACAUUAGGCGAUCUAUGAAGACAUCCGCGYAUAUGUGUUGUAUCACCUUACAGAUCAUGCAAUCGAACCAUACCUGUGCGUGCUACAAACUGUUAUUCGUGGUCUACAUGGUGAUAUAUGACUGCAGACACACCAUAUCUGCAUCCAAGAAUUUUAUCGAACUAACAUUAAAUUUUAAGAUUUUAUUGUAGCGAUACCACGAAUAAUAGAUAGACGACUGAUAUGGUCAGGGAAAUGUAGCUUGUAAUGUUAGUAAAGUCUUGCACAGUAAGAAUAUCCUUAAUUGAGGACGUUAAGCCUGUGAAUCGGGCCGUGAUAUUCCGUCAGACAAAAAGAAUAAAAAAAUAGAGUGAAGUCAUUCAACCCGUGAAACAAAACUUUUCUAUUAUAGAUAGUCAAAUAGACAGAAAAGAAAGCAAUUGAAUUGGAGCGUAUUUUUAGUGUAAAAUCAACUUCACGGUUUUUUUGUCUUCACUCUAUAAGUAGCAUAUCUAUAACAUAGGUUUAGUCCUCCCCUACUACCAAUCACCGAACAUCACCAGUACCCCAGUAUGGGUUGGGCUUACGACAGUGACAUGUCGGAGUCAUGCUUUUUUAUGCCGAAUUUAAUGAAUUCAAGGUCAUUUGCGGUAUCUUGUCAUAGGUCAAACAUUUUCGAAUUAAAGUGUAGAAUAUUAAGAAAUAAAUGAAAAUCCAAAAUUUGCUGA
Messenger RNA from Exaiptasia diaphana, 5048 nucleotides. RefSeq names its product trafficking protein particle complex subunit 8. Gene Ontology annotation, molecular function: protein binding. Lineage: Eukaryota; Metazoa; Cnidaria; Anthozoa; Actiniaria; Aiptasiidae. Bases 115 to 4359 code for a protein of 1414 amino acids. The transcript is spliced from 19 exons. The record is from RefSeq and is a predicted model, not a curated record. Gene Ontology annotation, cellular component: TRAPPIII protein complex; phagophore assembly site; cytoplasmic vesicle. Gene Ontology annotation, biological process: protein localization to phagophore assembly site; endoplasmic reticulum to Golgi vesicle-mediated transport.